AUUUGUUCAGUGUCCCGAGGGGGAGCUACAGAAGAGAAAGGAAGUAGUCCAUACGGUGAAUCUGCAUGAGGUGGAUGUUAUCAAUUCUCGUACACAAGGAUUCCUGGCCUUGUUCGCCGGCGAUACUGGCGAGAUUAAAUCGGAAGUUCGAGAGCAGAUCGAUGCUAAAGUGGGGGAAUGGAAGGAGGAGGGCAAGGCUGACGUUAUUCCUGGCGUAUUGUUUAUCGAUGAGGUUCACAUGUUGGACAUAGAGUGUUUCUCCUUCCUCAAUAGAGCGCUGGAGCAGGAGACAUCUCCAGUGGUGAUAAUGGCGACUAAUAGGGGAAUUACUAAUAUAAGGGGAACUGAUUACAAGUCGCCGCAUGGCAUUCCUCUGGAUCUGUUGGAUAGGAUGCUCAUUAUAUCGACAGUGCCGUACACGGAGAAGGAGGGCUUAGCGCCCGUGUGGUAA
Molecule: messenger RNA, 451 nt
Organism: Perkinsus marinus ATCC 50983
Lineage: Eukaryota; Perkinsozoa; Perkinsida; Perkinsidae
Product: ATP-dependent DNA helicase, putative
Exons: 5
Biological process (GO): chromatin remodeling; regulation of transcription by RNA polymerase II; box C/D snoRNP assembly
Cellular component (GO): R2TP complex; Ino80 complex; NuA4 histone acetyltransferase complex
Molecular function (GO): DNA helicase activity; ATP binding
Source: RefSeq, a predicted model, not a curated record